UUUCUAGAAAAUUUACUCGGCAGUCUGUUUUUGACAUGUGUGAUUCUUUCAUAUUAUUGACAAAUUAAUCUAUAAUCGAUUCAUCGACAAAAUGUUCGGUGAAGUAACUUCAAGUUUUCAAUCAUCAUCAUCGAAAACAACAACAAAUGUUGCAUCUAAUGGCAAUGAUGGUAUUAAUAAUGCUACUUCUGCUGAACAUGGACUACGUUCAAAUCAAUUCCAUCCAGGUCUAAAUCAUGAUUAUCGUUAUCGUGAUCAAAUGUAUCGUUUGAUAAUAUCACAAUUAUAUUAUGAUGGUCAAGCUCAAUUAGCUAAAAAUAUAUCUGGAGUCAUGGGUAUAUUGGAUAUGUGUCCACCUUCCGAUCGUCUUUAUCAAACAGUGGCACAAUCAUUGAUUACGGCAGGUGAACCACCGACAAAAUCUUCCAAUAAUGAUUCACUAUAUUCAUCUAAUGAUAAUAUGUUAACGAAUGGAAUCGAUUUGGAUUUCGAAACCGAACGACAACCAUCGGCAUCAUCACUUGCUCCUUCAUCAUAUGAAACCAUUUACGUUACAUCACAUAAAGGUCCUUGUCGUACUGGAUGUUUUAAUUAUAAUGGUCAAUUAUUGGCUACAGGAUCUGUCGAUGCUAGUAUUAAAAUUCUGGAUGUAGAACGUAUGUUGGCCAAAUCAUUCAUUCCAAUCAAUACAAACAAUACUAGUAGUGGUCAGAAUGAACAACAACAGCAACAACAACAACCACCACCACAACAACAGGAACAUAAUUCCGAUAGUCAUCCUGUUAUUCGAACUUUAUAUGAUCAUAUGGAAGAAGUAUCAUGUCUAGUAUUUCAUCCACGUGAUCAAUUUCUCAUAUCUGGUUCACAUGAUAUGACCAUAAAAGUUUUUGACUAUUCAAAACCAUCAGUAAAACGUGCCUGCAAAUCUAUACGAGAAUCGAAUACGAUUCGUUGUUUGGCCCUUCAUCCAACUGGUGAUUAUCUUCUAGUUGGUUCACAACAUCCUACCAUUCGUUUAUAUCAUAUGCCAACAUUUCAAUCAUUCAUUUCACCAGUGAUCACUGAUCAACAUAAAGGUCCAAUUACAUCUAUAUGUUAUGCACCGAAUACUCAAUGUUAUGCAUCCAGUUCAAAAGAUGGAGAUAUUCGUAUUUGGGACACCGUCUCAAAUCGUUGUAUUUGUGUAUUACCACGUGCUCAUGAAGGUCUUGAAAUUUGUUCACUUCAAUACUCUCGCAAUGGAAAGUAUUUGUUAUCAAGCGGUAAAGAUUCAAUGGUCAAACUCUGGGAAUUAUCCAUGUCACGUUGUUUGAUUGCCUAUACGGGUGCCGGACAAAAUGCACAGAAACAUCGUACACAGGCAACAUUUAAUCAUACUGAAGAUUUUGUAAUGAUGCCCGAUGAAAUGUCAACAUCAUUAUGUGUUUGGGAUGCACGAAAUGCUGAACGUCAACCAUUACUGGCUUUAGGACAUAAUCAACCUGUACGACAAAUUUGUCAUUCACCUGUUGGACCUUGUUUCAUAACUUGUUCGGAUGAUUAUCGUGCACGAUUCUGGUAUCAUCGACCACCGCCUACAUCCGAAUGAAAUGGAUGACAUUUCGUAAAAA
Molecule: messenger RNA, 1610 nt
Organism: Dermatophagoides farinae (American house dust mite)
Lineage: Eukaryota; Metazoa; Arthropoda; Arachnida; Sarcoptiformes; Pyroglyphidae
Source: RefSeq, a predicted model, not a curated record